AUGGCUCUGUGGAAUCAUACAGUUGUGAAGGAAUUCAUACUCCUUGGCUUAACAGAAAAUCCCGAUUGGCAGAUUCCUCUCUUUUUGCUUUUCAGCAUAAUUUAUUUAAUCAUUUUUGUGGGUAACUGGGGAAUGAUCUUCUUGAUCUGGUUGAAUGCCCACCUUCAUACCCCAAUGUACUUCUUUCUUAGUAACCUCUCUUUCUGUGACAUCUGCUACUCUAAUGUCAUUGCUCCUAAGAUGCUCAUCAAUAUCCUAUCAGAACACAAGUCUAGUAGACUCCUUUCCUGUGUUCUGCAAAGUUUCUUUUUUAUGGUGUAUGCAACCACAGAAGCCAUCCUCCUGUCUAUGAUGGCUUAUGAUCGCUAUGUGGCAAUUGCAAACCCCUUAAUGUAUACAGUUAUUAUGACAUUAAGCAUCUGUAUUAGCAUGGUUCUUGCAUGUUACUUGUGUGGCAUCAUUAAUUCCCUGACUCACACAAUAAGUCUACUGAGAUUGGAAUUCUGUGGUCCCAACGUUGUGAAUCACUUCUUCUGUGAUGUUCCUCCUCUUUUGAAGCUUUCAUGUUCUGAUGCACACAUCAAUGAGAUUCUGCUUUUGGUCUUCUCUGGAGUGAUUGCUAUUUUCACUUUCAUCAUUGUCAUGGUGUCCUAUAUCCACAUUAUCAUUGCCAUUCUGAAAAUCCGCUCAACUGAGGGGAGGCGUAAAGCCUUCUCCACUUGUGCCUCACACCUGACAGCUGUGACAUUAUUUUAUGGUUCUGGCGCAUUUAGCUAUAUCCAGCCCAGCUCUCAGUACUCCAUGGAACAGGAAAAAGUCUCUGCUGUGUUUUACACCUUGGUCAUCCCUAUGUUGAAUCCUCUGAUUUACAGCCUGCGGAACAAGGAUGUGAAGGAGGCAGCAAAGAAGUUGAUUUGUAGGUAG
This is a messenger RNA of Mus caroli (Ryukyu mouse), 924 nucleotides long. The record is from RefSeq and is a predicted model, not a curated record. NCBI's taxonomy places the organism in Eukaryota, Metazoa, Chordata, Mammalia, Rodentia, Muridae.